CCGAAGGUUUCUGGGGGGGGGGGGAGGGUAUUAAGGAGCGGAAGUGGUGCGGGUUAGGGCAGCGUGUGGAGUUGGUGUGUGCUGAAUUUAAAGGCGAUGAGGUGCCUUAGGAGCUUUCAUUGCUGUCUCUUGGGCCAGGUUGGUUGAAUGAUGGCCUCUCAGGACUCAGCCCUGCCUGAGCUGUUCACCAAAAUAAAAGGUGCUGAAAGAACCUGGGACAAGGCAAGAGAAGAUGAUGGAGGAGGCAAGAUAUCCUGGGUGAAGGAAAGAAACAGCAUCUGUGACCCAGAUGCUGAAGGCCUAAAUGGAGCCCUUCCAGCCAAGCUGCUGGAAGAAGGAGGAGGAAACCUGGAGUUGUCCCCAUCUCCAAUACUGGGUGAAAAGCAUUUGAUAAUGCUGCAGACUGUGCACUUGAAGGAAUGGGAAGAUGACGUCCAGGGGGUCAGUCAGUUGAAUAUUCAGCAGCAGAGUGGGGUGCACAUGGUAGUACAACGAGGAGCAAGUGUCUUGCAGCCCUUGGUAGUAGUGCAACAGGGAGUAGGUGCUCAGCAGAAUCUACCCACAGGUGUAGCAAUAAGUAUACAGGAUGGUGUUUAUACAUUUCAUGACCUGGAGGUGAUGCAGAUUAAUGUUUUGCAAGAAAAAGUACAGGCAAAAGAUGAAGAAAACCAGUCCAUGGAUAAAUCCCCAGGAAUGCUACUGAUUAAGUUAACUCAGAUGUUCAUAAGUAUGCUGAUUGAUAGAAGUAAAGAUCUACAUGCAGUUGAAGGUAAGGUCCAGCAACUGCCUCCAAAUGAAGAGGGAAGAGAAAAGGACAUUUUCACUGUUGAGAAAGCAAAGAUCUUGAGCUGUAAAGCCAAAGAUGAUAUGUCAGUGUCGCACUAUGAACACAAAGAGCAAGAAGAACAAGCAGUUAUAAAAAAAACUGACACUCUAGAAGCUCAAACAAACACACAGCAUAGGAAAAAAGGGGAAAAGGUGAUCUUCCAUUGUGAUCUGUGCGCAUUCACCUCUCUUAGAAUGUCAAGUCUUAAUCGUCACAUGAAAACCCAUUCUGAUGAAAAACCCCAUGUGUGUCACCUCUGCCUUAAGGCUUUCCGUACAGUUACUCUCCUGCGUAACCAUGUGAAUACACAUACAGGGACCAGACCAUAUAAGUGCAGUGACUGUGAGAUGGCAUUUGUGACCAGUGGUGAGCUUGCACGACACAGACGAUAUAAGCACACUCUAGAAAAACCCUUUAAGUGCUCAAUGUGUAAAUAUUCUAGUGUAGAAGCAAGCAAAUUGAAGCGUCACAUUCGUUCACAUACAGGAGAGCGUCCUUACAACUGUUAUCUCUGUAGUUAUGCUAGCAAAGAUACCUAUAAGCUGAAAAGACAUAUGGUAACUCAUUCAGGAGAAAAACCCUAUGAAUGUUAUGUUUGUCAGGCCAGAUUCACACAAAGUGGUACCAUGAAAAUCCAUAUAUUACAGAAGCAUAGUGAAAAUGUGCCCAAAUACCGGUGUCCACAUUGUAAUACAUUUAUUGCAAGAAAAAGUGAUUUGGGCGUUCACUUACGAAACCUGCAUUCCUACCUGGCUGUAGCGAUGAAGUGCCGUUAUUGUGAAGCUCUUUUCCAUGAGCGCUAUGCUCUUAUUCAGCACAAGAAAACUCAUAGAAAUGAAAAGCGAUUCAAAUGUGAUCGAUGCAGUUAUGCAUGCAAGCAGGAACGACACUUGAUUGUGCAUAAGCGUACACAUACUGGUGAGAAGCCCUUCACUUGUGUAUGUUGCAGCAAAUGCUUCCGGCAGAAGCAGCUUCUAACUGUUCACUUCAGGAAACACCAUGAUUCCAAUUUUAAACCAACAGUUUAUGAAUGCCCUAAAUGUGGCAAGGGUUAUUCACGCUGGAAUAAUAUGCAUAAGCAUGCUGAAAGCUGUGGAUUGGUGAGGGCAAAAUCUGUUACACGCCGCAAAGGAAACAAGGGCAAAAAGAAAAGAUGCGACAGACUAAAACGUGAUGUUAAGCAAGAAGCUGUUGACCUGGGAUCAUUCCAAGAUGUUUCCUUUGUGAACACUGAAUGCUGUGCCAGUGAGAUUGUCCCUGUCGUAUAUGGAAUAGAAACAAGUACUCCGAGGGAGCAGAAAACAGAAAUGACUUGUGAAAUGAUCCUCAACAUGAUGGACAAAUAAUACAAACACAAGUUCUGAUUUCCAUUGUUAACUUACAGAAUAUCAGUUUGUAUACUAGUGCAAAGUUUCUAAGCAUGUUAAGGGAAGUAAGCUGUAGAAGGUGUUGGUUUCUGUAAAAGUUGCUAAAAAGUUGUCAGCAAAAGUUACAUGGAAGCCACAUAUGUUCUAACAUGUUCACAUCAGCGUCAAAGAAAAACAAAUCUUAAAACUAGGCCAUGAAAAAAAAGUAGGUUGAAUUUAUUCAAUUUACUUUUCAUUUUUCUUCCACAUUUAGUUACAGAAUUACAUACAAUUUUCAAGUAGAUUUAUUCCUCAGUAGCUCUGUGCUCCUGUCAGAUCCAGAUCUGUGUGACCUUCAGCUUGUUUGCAUCCACCUCAUGGUGAGCACAUUGUGAAAGGCAAAAUUAUUUUGAUGCAAAGAACAUAGCUAGGUCUUCUCUUGGAACACUAAAGAUCUCAACAAAUCUGUACUGUUUUACCCUAGUAUAGUACUUAUUUUUAUAUAAAUCUGAGAACCAUGAUAUGCCUCCAGAUACCCUGUCAGUAAGUUUAUUGUAACAUUAUUAACUUUACUAUAUAUAUAUAUAAUAUACUUUUAAUCUCUUAAUUUUAAAAAGGACACUUCUUUUAUAACAUAACAACCAAGCCUCAAAAUUGGGUAAGCCCUUGGUCAGAUUCUCCUCUCAUUUAACGCCAGUUUUACACAGGUGUAACUCCAUUGAUUUCAGUUGGGGCACUCAUUAUUCCCACCAGGGUGGGAGGAGAAUCAGACCCCUUAUUUUUUCGUUGAUUAUUAGGACUUUUAUAACCACUUUGCGCUAUAGUGUGAAAAGCUUUAGUAGAGUAGUAAGACCAUCAGGUGGCCUGUGAUUGAAUGUUAUCUAGCAAUUUUCAUUUUCCUAACUGUUUUCUUGUAGUUUGCUUUUUGAAUAGCUAUCUUGUACGUAGCUACAUGCAUAUGACUGUAAGAAUGGGUUUAUACUUGGGACUUGAUCCAAAGCAUAUAAAGGUCAUUUGAAAGAUUCCCAUUGACUUAAAUCACUUUGGUUCAGGUCUCUAAUAAUGUAUGCUUGUGUUUAAAAAAACAUGAAAAGUAUUUUAACAAUGUUCAUAGGACAUACUGUAUGUAAAAAGCAAUGAAAUUCUAGUCGUUCUAGCUUCUAACCAAUUUGUUGGAAUCCCCACUUUUAUACCAGUCUUUCUGCUUAGUCUUCAUGACAAUCACAAAUAGUACCAUUCAUUGUUGUUGGUUACAGUGAGCAAAACCAAUUUUUUCAUUAGUCACUCAUUUUCACUUUCAUUUACAAAUAAUAUUUGAAAGCAUGCUCAAAAUAUCAAAUAUAUACUUUAAAUAUAUACUGGCAUUUUCAGUGAAAACAUGCUUUUUAAAACUAAUUUUAAUGACAAGUCUUAAUGAAUGAAUUUUAUUUUAAUUAAAAAAAACCCCAACAUAUAUUUGAUUUUCAGAUGUGGAGUAUGUUAUAUUUCUGGAUUGUUUUUAUGAGCGUUACAAAUCCUGCCGUCUUUACUCAAUCAAAACAUCAUCAUUAUAACUUCAGUAAGGGUUUUGCCUGAGGCGAAAUGCAGAAUUUGGUUCACUUUAGUUGGCUGACAGCCUAAUUCUAAUGUUUAAAAAUAUUUUAACACAAAGCUACACAUAUUGUAAAUUCAAACUGAUACCCCACUUAUAUUUUGCAUGUAGACCUAAUUAUGUACUAUAGGUUUUUAAUUAUCCUUUUAACAGUGCUUUUGUAGCCAUGACAAUAAGAUACUUCUGUGUUUUGUGCAUUCCAAGUUAACUGAGUUUAAGUAUUCAUAUCUGAAAGAACACUUACAUGUUUUUGUUACCUUUAAGAGGUUAAUACAUGCAUGUUUGUUUUCAAUUAAUAUACUGUUACGAACUUUAUCCCGUCCUUUACAUGGCAGGUAUAACUAGAUAGCUUGUAAAAGCUACACUACUUCAAAAUAAGGCCGAUCCUGUGAUGUGCUGAGACUCGUUACCAUUACAAGUGGGAAAGCAAUCUCACCCUCUUGCUCACCACCAUUAACUCCUAGAUGUGUGUUGGUGCACAACUCACCAAAGGCACUCGUCAUCUUGCAGACUGGAGUACCCAAAUUAACGAGAUAUAGUGAUGCAUGCUACCACAGGACAGGAUCAAAUCUUUAAACAACUACUGAUAUAACUACUUAUUACAGUAUUUACGGCUUUGAUAAUGCAGUGCGAUAACCCAUCCGGUUUUGUAGUGUAAGUAAUUUAGAAUCAUUGGGAAGGUGGUGUACUUGAAUCAGUUAACCUUGCUAGUUUGUUUAACCCACAUUCCAUAAUAACAAUGUUAUGUGGCUGUUCAGAUUCAUAGUCUGUGUUCAUAUUCUGUGGCAGUUUGUUUAAUGAUAAUGUUUAUCUAUUUCUAAUAAGCUAAUAGUUAAUGCUGAUUACUUAAAUUACCUAACAAGAACUAGGUUUUAAGAAUGGUUUUGUUUCUAUAAUGAAAGUGUGACUGGUAUUGUUGGCCUAGCAUGCACUAACGUUAACAUUCUUCAUCUGAAAAUCAGAAUAUUGGUUUUGUUGUUUAAAAUUCAUAACAAUGUUGUGUAAACAUUUGAUCAUUUUCUGUGUAUAAACUGUUUAUUUUGAAUCAGAGUAAUUUGGCUUACUUCUUAUCCUAAGCCAGAAAAUCAGACUGCUUGAAAUAAAAGAUAUUUUCUCUCAUUUGUGAACUCAAAGUAGUUAUCAUUUUUAAGCCAUUUAGAAAUUGAAAGUAAUGUAUGCUUUUGAAGAUAGAAAGAUAGUACUUUGACUCCAUGAGGCAUCUGUUCCUAAUUGGAGUCUUUUGCCAUUCAAUAUAAUUCCACUUUUCACUGAAACCAAUGGGGGUUCUGUCUGAAUAAGAACUACAGAAUGUAGGCUUUUAGGUACUUUUGUACCUGUGACUUGAGUCAGGUUAUGAUGAACAUUUUACAAAAUGCUAGUUUUGAGGGUAUUUGAUCAAAAAGCUGUACAUAAAUAUGUGGAUUUUAAGACAAUAUAUAGAUAUGAUCACAGCAGUAAUCCUAAGAAGUUAAAUUGAUCAAUGGUAUUUAAGAGGCCAAAGGAAAAAUUAUUUAAAAAGUUUGAUUGUAACGCUUUAAUGGUUUAAAUGUUGUCUUAUAUUUCUUUAUUUUGUAAUCCCAAGGAGCUAUUGAGAAAACUUGUGGUGUCUGUUACCAGUUUUUUUAGGUAAAGGGCCUAAUUGUCAAAAGUCACAUUUAUUUUACAUUUGCAGUUUUGUACUUGCAAUCCCUUCUGAGUGCAAAUGCUAGAAUUUAAAUGGUAGUUAUUUGAUUUUCAAUUACAGAUGUGUGUAUCUGCAAAUCAGGUAGUUAACCAACAGUCUAAUUUUGUGGGAAUAAAAUUUUUUUAUCUUACGGCUACUUACAAAUUCAGUCUAAAAAGUGUAAAGACUUUUUGUGCAACUGUCUCAACAAAAAUUGGAUAGAAGUUGGGAGAUACUUUUACAAGAGAGAGAGUUUUAUUUGUUAGGGGGUUUAUGAUAUUUUUAUCCUGUUGGGAAUGACUCAUGCACCAAUAUUACAAACGCUAAUCCCUACAUUAGCAAUACAACAUGACAGAGCAUCAAAAAAAUAAUUUUUAGUGGAGCUAAGUGUGAGGCCACCAUCUAACUUCAAGCAGUUGUAAUAAACAGAAGUAGAGCAUUUCUAUGUGAGAGAGUAGAACGCUUAACUUCUGAGUAUUCCUUAUUUUUGUGGGGAAAAGUCUUCCCUUUAAAUAGUCGAUGGCCUCUAUGCAGGCAUGUAGACCAUGCAUCCAAUAGACUUAGGGGAACAGGUGGUUAAAAGAAAGUUGUGUGUGUGUUUUAAAUUGAGCACCAAGCAUAAAAUGUAUCUGAUACCUGGAAGCAUAGGUGCUUCCAGAGAUUUAACAUAUGAAAUAUGAGGCAGCAAAAAUAAUAAAAUAUAGAACUGGCCAUCAGACUUGAAAUCUUCCCCAAACAGAUGUAUACCCAUUUCAAAUAAUGUAUAGAAAACUACCCAACCCUACUGUCAGAAAAAUGACAGUCUGGGGAUGUAUCUGUUUGAAAAUGUGAACAACUUCUUGCACAACAGUGAUGAAUUAAGCACAAUGCUGUGAAUUGGCAUUGUGAUGGAAGUAAUAACGACAGUUUCCUUAAGAUGGCAGUCUAAGUUCAUUUAUUUGGUCACGCACUAGGUGAAAGUCGUAAUCAGGUAAAUGUUAGAGGUUCUUCAGAUUUUUCAUCUUUAUGUUGGUUUAAGUGUCUAUGAAAGCUGCAGCAGGAGUUAUUUGUGGCAUUUUGCCUUGAACGGGCACAGUAAUUCCAGGUGUGUCUAGGAAGUGUGGUCCCUGCACCACUCUGGGAAAGGAUGUGGAGUGCACAGCUCACGUACGCUCCCACUGAAGAGCUUGCAGUAGCAUAGAAACUGGAGCUGCCCUUCACCAAAGGAGAGCACUGCCACUCUAAUGGAUAUCUGCAUGUCUGGAUAUGCAAGGGGGAAAAACUUCUCUUUCCCUUAUGUGUGCACGUGCUACAGCACUAAGAAUUUAUGUAAAACUAUUUGUCAAGAGUAAGCAGUGGGUUGUGAAGCUCAUUGCUCCAUUAACACUGACACAAAGAGUUUACUAGAAUUUUAAAAAAGAAAGAUUGGGUAAUGAAGUAAUAAAAAUAAUAUAUAAGGGAUAUAACCCCCAUGCUUCAGGGCAUAAGCUAACCACUAACUGCCUGCGGGUAGAAAAAAAACCUCUGUAAAUGAGCAGGUUAUUCCAUAAAUAUCCAUUAUGUGGUUCCUUGCACAUGCCUUUGAAGUGUAUGACAGUUGAUGAUGAGAUACUCAACUAGAUGGAACCCAUUUAAUUCAGUGCAUCAAUUCUUAUAGUCCUAUAUUUACUAAGGCUUAAUAACUCUCAACAGUGUAAAAAUAUUGAGAGCCUAAUUCCCAACUGUAGAAUCCCUGCUGACUUCAGUGUAGUUACACUGAUGUAAAAUUAGAGUAAUGCAGACAUUCAAGAGUUAAAGCACCCCUUUAAAAUUUUUUUGCCUAGAAUGAAAAUGUUUAUGUUCAUUGUCCCAGACCUGUAUAUGUGAAGUUAGCUCCUGUAUAUAUUUUUUCUUUAGAAUCAGCCAUAAACUGUUGUUUUACACACACCUUCUGUUGGCCUCCGUGGGAUUUUCAAGCAUAGAAUGAUAUUGCUCUAAGGUUUUAAUAUAAGGUUUAUAUUAAUUCAAAUCUUGCAUUUAGUGAUUUAUUAAAUAAUGAAGAAGUAGCUUUGUCGUAUUCCCUAGUAGAUGUUUUUCAGCAUUAGAAAACUAUCACAAAAUUAAGCAUGAUUUCCUUUCUUAAAAAAAGGAACCCAGGACUAGUUAGAGACAUGACAUAUUUAAGUAUUGAAAUUACUAAAACAGUAACUUUGUAUUUUAUUACAUCUAUGAACCUAUUUUACCUGUUUUUCAUAAGCAUUUCUUCUAACAAAGAAAGCAGAUAAUAUUUAGCAUUUAUACAUUGUUCUACCUCUUCAAAGCCCUGAACGAGCAUUAACUAAUCCUCACAACACCCCUGAGAUGUAGGGUAGUGCUUAGUUGAACCUUUGGCCAGUGACAAAGUCUUAAUUGUCCAUAGAAGGUGAAAGGUGGCAGGUGGAUCAUUUUAACAUGUUACAUAAAACUGUGGUUGAAAGAGAGUACAGAAAAAAAGGCAAAGAAAUGAAGUAAACUAAUUUUAUCGGAUCUAAGAGGAUGUUAAUUAGGGGUUCAAAGCUACAAGCAAAGAACCAGUUUUGUUAUAGCAACAGACCUUAUGAUGAAAUGAAGUGUACACAUAUCAACCAUUGGCUGCUUGCUUUGAUUUGAGAGUUUUGGAUGGGACAAAGUUGCCACCUCUUUUAGGUAUUUAUUUUCUGUGGAGUACUUGGCAAACUACUCUGCACGUAGCGUGAGACUGGAGCAAUGUUGCCACAUGUGGGGAGGCAGGGUUUUACCAUAAGCCCUUCUUUUUCCUGAUCCUAAAAGAUGUCCUGACCAGACUAGAUGAGGAGAGGGAAUCGGGUGAUAUUCAUCUCCAUGACUGUCCCCUGAGCAACUCCUGAGAUGUGAAUCUAAGGUUCCUGCUGCUUCCCUCCUCCUUGUGUGUCAGUUUCCUUCCCUAUUUUAUAUCUCUUACAUCUUUCCUGUCUCUCUCAUUUUUUGCUAUCUACUUAGUGAGAAUCUGGCUUAACCAAAUAGGUUCAGUGCAAAACUUUGCUGUGAUUCCUCGGGCUAGCUAAAAGUGAUGCUGUGUGUUGUGCCUAUAGCUUUCUGACAAUUAAAGUGCAAACAUGACAAACCAAAGCUGCAUUUUCUUAUCUUUUUGCUCUUCAGUGCCCAGUCCCCUUUGUGUACACUUGUCUCUUUUUGUAGAACAAGCGUGGAAAAGAAACAGAGGCCAUAGCUGCACUGAUAUCCCCAGGAUUGCUACAGCAGGUCUACUGUCAUGAAUAUUAAAAUUCUAGCAACUUCUCUACAUUAGUGUUCCCACUGUUGGUUGCACAAGUGGAGUUGCUGCCAUACUAGAGCAGUGGUGGGAGAACUCACAAAAUCCUACCCUAAAAUAGCCGCCUCUCCCUUUUCCCCCACAUGGAUAGGUAAGAUUCUCUGAGAUUCUCACACAAGGUUUUUUCUCUUUGAAAAAUGUCUUUAUGGAAGGAGAAGGAAGGGAGAUUACUAAAAUGAAGACUGGCUUGAUUUUUUUCAUCUUAAUUGUUUUUCCCUCUUUCAUUUUGUUUGCUUUAAUGCUAAUAAUACCUAGCGCUUGUGUUUUUUCUUCAUAGAUUUCAAAGUUCUUUACAAAGGAUGUGUAAGUAUUGUUAUCACAGUUUUAUAGAUGAGGAAACUGAGGCACAGAGUGAGCUGAAAUGACUUUCCAGUGGCUGGGAAUAGAAUCUAGACGUUCUGAUUUUUUCAGUCCAUUGUUCUAUCCACUAGGUCACCAUGGCCUCCCAAUAGUACAAUAAGCAAAACCAAGUGUCUGGCAACUAAACCUCAGACCCAAAUUACUGCUAAUGUGGCAGUUAAAAAGAUAAUGACUGGAGUCAUUUUAAUGAUGAUAUUGUGAAGAUCCUAUCCAACCUGUGCUAUGUGUUGUCUGCAUUGUACAGAUGGCGAAGAUGAGACAAAGAAGAUCAAAGUAAUCUCUGGUUUAAUUCCUUUCCUUUCAGAUGAAGGGAUGAAUUUGGUCCACAAGGUUGACUGGUCCAAGUCACAAAAAUGAAUAGCUGUGAUGCGAUUAAAAUUAAAAUGCAGAAUUACCUGGCUAGCAAUCCUUUGCUCGGUCCACUAGAGCACAUUGCCCCUUAAUCGAGACCUAACAGAUGAUAUUGUAAAUUGUGUGUAUUGCCAGAUGAUCACCCCAUGAGAUUAGAAAUAGAAACCCAUAAGUUUUGCAGGCCAGCAUGAUUGAGUUCCAUUAUCAGAACUGUGUGGAAACAUACAAGGCCUACCAGCAUUAUCCAGUACUAUUAGCUGCUUUCAGGGCCACCAACCAAAAUUGAAAAAACAUUUAUAACUAAAGGUCAACCCUUAAAACGAUAUAAAGGCAUUACAGUAGAGUGUGAUUAAAGAGCGUGAGUGAGAUUACUGUAUUAUAAUAUCUGAUAAGGAGGAAAAUGUGAAGAGAGCUUAUGCUCAAAUAAAUUUGUUAGUCUCUAAGGUGCCACAAGUACUCCUUUUUGCUGCUGUAGACUAACACGACUGCUACUCUGAAACUUAAUAUCUUAGUAGUUUAGAAAAGUUCAUAAAUAAGAUGCAGAUUCUCAUUAAUCAUAAGAGCUUCCUAAAGUAGGUGGAGUUCAGAAGGUGUCAUUCACUUAGAAACUUGUGUUUAGAGAACCAUUCUGCUGACCAUUGCACUGAAUACAAGCUGCUUUGGUUAAUGGCAGGCUCCCGGAUGGAUAGCAUUUAAAUGACUAUUGUUAUCACUGUAUAGAGCUUCAACAGUGUCCUCCACUUGCAUAAGUUAACGUCUAGUUUUCUGUGUGUUUUUUGUCUGAAAAAUCAAAUCGAUGUUUGAAAGCACUUUACAUUAAUAAAGUGUGCUUUCAAACAAACAUCAUUCCCUGCUGUGUUUUUUUUAACAGCCCACUAUUGUUUGAGGUUAGUCACUGAAACAUUUGGACUCUAGCGUUAUGGAUGUGCAACCAUUAUAAAAUGGCAAAGAAUUUUCUAGCAGUUUUGGUUCAAUCUGUUUUCAUUCUUAACUAACAUUUGACAGUUAGCAGAAUUUAAUGUCUUUCUUCUUUUGUCAGUUGACUGUUUUCAUUAUAUCUAAAUUAUUUUUCUAUUUUUAGCUUUGUUUUUUUCCCAGAUUCCAUCCAUUAUUAGUCUUACCCCAGCCCUGUUCACAUAGCAACACUGGCUGGCAAGGGUAAGAACGCAAAGAAAGAGUGACAGAGCUGCACGCUUUGAUAAGGAAGAGCCCUGCCUUUAUUAACACCAACUAAUCAAAUGGUAGGUAGCAGUUAAAUGGCAAUUAUAAUUAACCCUUCUAACUGCCAUACUUUAUCUGGGAAAAUUGUGUAUUUACAGAGCAAAAAUGUCCUCCCUUUCUGGCAGAAGUGAUUUUGUUUUGUGGAAGUAACUCAUCGGCAACUUUUCAUUGUGGAAUUAAAGUUAUAAAAUAUAAUGUAUAUUUACAGUAGUUAUUUCUUGCCAUAUUACUUUGCAUGCUGUGUCUUUCAAUGGAUAUGUGCCAUCAUUGGUCAUAGCAGUCUGUACAUUACUCAUUUAAAAUGGGCCAAAUCCCGUAAGCCUUACUCCAAUAAAACUUCCAUAG
Molecule: messenger RNA, 10989 nt
Organism: Dermochelys coriacea (leatherback sea turtle)
Lineage: Eukaryota; Metazoa; Chordata; Testudines; Dermochelyidae
Gene: CTCFL
Product: CCCTC-binding factor like
Exons: 11
Coding region: 148-2172 (674 amino acids)
Biological process (GO): regulation of transcription by RNA polymerase II
Molecular function (GO): RNA polymerase II cis-regulatory region sequence-specific DNA binding; DNA-binding transcription factor activity, RNA polymerase II-specific
Source: RefSeq, a predicted model, not a curated record